Molecule: messenger RNA, 1569 nt
Organism: Diprion similis
Lineage: Eukaryota; Metazoa; Arthropoda; Insecta; Hymenoptera; Diprionidae
Product: elongation of very long chain fatty acids protein 7-like
Exons: 4
Coding region: 215-1054 (279 amino acids)
Biological process (GO): very long-chain fatty acid biosynthetic process; fatty acid elongation, polyunsaturated fatty acid; sphingolipid biosynthetic process
Cellular component (GO): endoplasmic reticulum membrane
Molecular function (GO): fatty acid elongase activity
Source: RefSeq, a predicted model, not a curated record
GUGAGGGAAACAAGAUCGCUCGGACUGCGGACGCGUUAGCGCCUUCUCGGGUUGUGCCUUUUGCAAUAACUUUUGUAUUUCCAUGUUCGAAUAGAUAUUCUCAUUUUUAUCUUCCGAAUUACUGGAUAUUUAUUUAUUCUAACAGUUUAUCGUGGUUCACUGAAUUUCGGACAUUGCUAAAGAUUUCAACGGUGGGUUACAUAAUCCUAUAAAAAUGUUGGACAAUCUGUUGGGAUGGCUUUUUCCUCUGUACAAUAAUUAUGAUCCGAGAACCAACGAGUGGUUUUUGAUAUCGGGAAUAGGUCCGAUCACGAUUAUAACGAUGGCGUACCUUUACAUUUGUACUUCGGCGGGUAAAAGAUAUAUGAAAGACAAGCAGCCUUACGAUUUGCGCAACAUUCUGAUUGGCUACAACUUUAUUCAAGUUCUAAUCAGCAUUUAUUUAUUCAAAGAGGCUUUGAUGGCAGGCUGGUUGUACGAUUUCAGCUACAAGUGUCAGCCAACUGAUUACUCAGAGAGUUCAACAGCAAUGCGAAUUUCCAGAGCUUAUCAUGUAUACUUCCUCAGCAAGUUGUCCGAACUUCUAGACACCGUAUUCUUUGUACUUCGGAAAAAGGAGCGACAAAUAUCUUUCCUCCACCUCUAUCAUCACACUUUAAUGCUAUGGACAACUUGGAUUGGAGUUCGUUAUUUCUCUGGAGUGAUACAUCUGACAUUUACGGGGCUGCUAAACAGCUUUGUUCAUAUAAUUAUGUACAGCUAUUAUAUGCUGACGGCCUUCGGGCCGGAAAUGCAAAAAUUCCUGGUCUGGAAAAAGUAUGUGACAAUUCUGCAAAUAGUGCAAUUCGGUGUUAUCACCUUACACACCGCACAGCUAUUUUUCAUUGAAUGUGACGUACCAAAGACACUGGCUAUACUUGCUUUGUUGAAUAGUAGCCUAUUCCUUUACCUCUUCUCAUCUUUUUACAUUCAGAAUUACCGCAAGGGUGACGCCAAUGGUGUAAAAAACUCAAGUUUAUCAACAAAUAGUCACACCAGUGGAAAAUCUAGAUAAAAAAUAUUUUAAAAAAAUAUCAUAUCGACGAGUCAUUUAGAGAGAUUAAUUUGAAGGACAAAAACCAAAUCUAUUCAGAAGAGCAUCGAUUCUACAGAAACCAGUUACUAGGACUGAUGUUAUAAAUAAAAUUGUAUUGUACGUGUAUGUAUAAUUCGUUAUUUAAUAAAUUAUAAUAGGUUCAAUUAUCAAACAGUCCUAAAACUGUUUUUGUACAAUCGGUAUUGUAGUCCAUUCUACUUUGUCGGGCUGGAAUAUUCGGGACAAUUUCUCUGAAGAGUCGAAGCAGCUGAGUAUUCCUGCCGGAAUUUGGUUCUAUGGAAAAGUUGCGUGCAGAAUCGAUCCUCACAUUCAUCAAUAUGAUGUAAAAAUGGAUUCUGUGGGGUCAGUUUAACGUUAGGUUAUAUUCUGUAGAGAUACAAUUUGUAGAAUGGCAAGUUUGUCGGAAUUGAACUUGUAGGAUUAACUCCCUCUCAAUCUAACCCUAAAAACUUUAAGCAUGCAAAAGAUUCGCA